Messenger RNA from Prorocentrum cordatum, 2302 nucleotides. The record is from the annotation of a GenBank genome assembly. Lineage: Eukaryota; Dinophyceae; Prorocentrales; Prorocentraceae.
AGAGAAUGAAGAGUGUAACAAGCGCCCCUAGCUUGACAGUUCUUGGUCGGGCGGCCAUGCCAUGCUUAUGCGAACUCAGUACGAUCAAUGCCCAGGUCCACAGAAUGAUGCUUUCGCCAGUGCUGGUGUCCGGUCUCUUCCGCUGAGAGGACCAAGAAGCAAAUGGCCAACAGUCAGGUAUUCCAUGUAUUUAUGUUCGAGCAUCGCUGGGUCGCUGGGCGACCGGAGUUUGGAUGUGCCAGUAAUUCUCAAAUUGGGCUGUCUGCCUCUGUCGCAGCCUCCUCCGGCACCCCUAGAGGAGGUCGACACCCUGCCACUCGAGGGAUUCAAGAUGAAGGGAUUCGCAAAGACUCUGGUCAAACACUGCGAGGGGAAGUUCAGCAAGCCCACCCCGAUACAGGCUGUUUGCUGGCCGAUAGCGAUGCAGAGGACGACAGACUUGUGCGGCGUCGCAAAGACAGGCAGUGGCAAGACAUUGGCUUUCGUUGUGCCGUACCUCUCCAUGUCCAGGAGGGGUGUCCUAGAGGUCUACGAGCAGCCCUGUGCCACGCCACGGUUUGUGGCCAUGGGCCCCACGCGGGAACUCGUGAUGCAAAUAGCGCAGGUUUGUAAGGAUCUUUCCGCUGCCAUGGCGGACGAAGUCAGUUUUCCAGUGCAGUGCAUCUACGGAGGCGUCCCCAAGCGGGACCAGCGUCAGGCCUUGGAGCAGGAGGGCGUAGACUUGUUGGUCGCCACACCUGGGCGGCUCCAGGACCUUGUUGAGGAGUCCUCCAUAGACCUCGGCUAUGUGCAAUAUCUAGUCCUCGACGAGGCGGACAAGAUGCUGGAUCUGGGCUUCAUCGACGUCGUGAAGUCGCUUAUUAGCAAGAUGCCUAAAGCCGGGGAGAGGCAGACUGUCAUGUUCAGUGCGACGUGGCCUCCGAACGUGCAUUGUUUGUCCGAACAGUUUUUGGACAAGCCCGUGCACGUGAUAGUAGGCUCUGGCGAUGAAGGCCUUGCCGCCAACAAGGCAAUCCGCCAGGAGGUGGAAGUAGUUCAGCACGACAAGGAGAAGCAAACUAGAUUGCUUCACCAUUUGAAGAAGCACUAUGCCCCCGACAAAAAAGGGUGGCGGAUCUUUGGAUUGUACAAAAAGGAGUGCGCCUGGCUCGAGACCUUCCUUUACGAGAAGGGCUACACGAAGGUGGGUCAGUUAUCAGGGGACUUGACCCAGGAGAAGCGCACGAAGACGAUCGAGGAAGAUUUCAAAGCCACAAGGGUCACGCCAUUGAUCGCCACGGACGUGGCCAGCCGCGGUCUGGACAUCAACGACGUCGAGCUGGUGUUAAACUACACCUUCCCGCUCACGAUCGAGGACUACGUCCACAGGAUCGGCAGGACUGGGCGCGCGGGCAAGAAGGGCCUGGCGGUCUGCUUCUUCUGUCCAGACUCCAAGGGCGCGCAGGACGAAAAGGCCCAUGCGGGGGACCUCGUCAAGAUCAUCAAGGACCUCUUCCUGACGCCGGUCAGCAGCCUCCAGAUGACCUGUUGAAGUUGAGCGCCACGUCGGGGGGCAACAAAGCGACGAAGAAGAAAGCCCACCCGCUCUUCGGUGCUCAUUUCAAGACACCAGAACAGAUGGCAGCUUUGGAGGCCAAGAAGGUGCACAAGAGUUUCGCGGACUCCGACGACGAGUAAGACGUAUGGCCGGCCCGCAAUCUUGCGCUCCCCCUGCCCUGCCCUCCUCUCCUUCUUGGCCCCGCCUCUCAUCCUUUCGCCCCCGUCUGCUUCUCUUGCAGCUGCUGGAAGCGGUGCUGGCCCCCUGAAUGCUCACGGGGAGGCACCUCAGAAGGCCGCAUAUGUCUGGGGAGGCGUCGAAGGGGGAUGGAGCUCUAACCUACCCCAGCCCAGAGGGCUGGUAGGAUUUCCUGGCUCGCCCCUCGCCCGAUCCCUGAGCCGAACAGCGGCGCCCGCGGGGCCAGCCGUGGCGGGCGCGGCCGCGCGCCGUCGCUCCGCUCCGCGCGCGCGCGUAAGCCUGACCGGCAUCUUCCCUCCGCGCAUCUGGCGGACGGAAGCUGCAAAGAGUGGAGCCCUUCCGCUGGGGAGGGCGCUGCCGCCGUCCGCCGCCGCCACCGCCGUGCCGUGGCCGUCACCGCCGUCGGCCGCCGCCGCCAGAGGGAGCCUUCCGCCGGCACGAGUGGUCAUGACGGAAAGGGGUCCUUCACUUCAGCCAUGGCGUGUAGGGCACAUGCGCUGAGUAGGAAACCAAAGCCACGCGUGGCAUUUGUCCGCCGCUCUACGGUUGAUGGAAGAUGCCCUUGUG